Rhizophagus irregularis DAOM 181602=DAOM 197198 is the source of this 922-nucleotide messenger RNA. NCBI's taxonomy places the organism in Eukaryota, Fungi, Glomeromycota, Glomeromycetes, Glomerales, Glomeraceae. The record is from RefSeq and is a predicted model, not a curated record.
CUUGAAUAUGCAGAAGGUGGAAAUUUCAACAAUUAUUUAGAUAAUAAUUAUGAAAGUUUUGAUUGGCUUAAUGGGCUGAAAGUAUUAACUAAUAUUAUUAGUGGUCUUAGUAAAAUUCAUCAAAACCAGAUGGUUCAUCGUGAUUUCCAUAUAGGAAAUAUAUUGUUUGUAAUUGAUGGAUAUUGUUACAAUGAUUAUAAUGCAUGUAUUUCUGAUAUGGGAUUAUGUAGAAAAAUUGAUGAUAUUGAUGAAACAAGUAUAUAUGGAGUUAUACCUUAUGUAGCUCCAGAGGUAUUAAGAGGAAAACCAUAUUCUCAAGCAGCAGAUAUAUAUAGUUUUGGUAUGAUUAUGUAUUUUGUAGCAACAGGGAGACAACCUUUUUCUAAUUUUUCUCAUGAUGAGAUUUUAGUAUUAAAUAUAUGUAAUGGGAUUAAACCUGAAAUAAAUGAAAAAAUUGCACCAAAAUGUUAUGUUGAUUUAAUGAAAACGUGUUGGGAUUUAGAUGCAGACAAUAGGCCAAAUUCUAUUGAAAUAAAAGAAUUUAUUGAAUUAUUUUAUAAUUCAUUAGAUCAAAAUUUCAAAGUAAAGAAGAAACAACACCAUGAAAUCGAAGAACAAUUUAAAGAAACACAAGAGUCUAGAAAAGAAAACCUUUUAACAAUUAAAAACAACAAAUCAACUACCCAUGCAAAAGCUAUUUAUACUUCUCGAUUACUUAAUCCCUUUACAAAAAUUCUUUCAGAAUAUGAUGAUAAUAUUAAUAAUAAUACUGUAGAAAUUACUGAUUUUGCAAAUUUUUAAGCUAUAACCAUAUUUGUGAAUAACAAUUUAAAUGUUUAAGGUAAAGAGUAAUUUUAAAUAAAUGUUAUGAAAUAUUCUUUUUUUUUGAAGAGGAAUUAUUUUAACUAAGUUUACUUGUGAC